AUGCGGCGCGUCAGGUUGUGCACCAAAGCGCAAGGCAGGCCAAACAAAUCGCGUCGCGAGACGAGUAACUCGCUUUACCAACUGUCUUUCGACUUCCGCACCUCUAAGCAAAACCCCGUUGAAGAGUUUCCGUCACACGCCGCGACGUGUUUGGCGGUGUCAACGAACGGACCGUUUGACUCCACCGAUACGUGUUUACUGGAGCACAGCCUGACACUCGCUCUGGACGAGGAUGCUUCCGAAGGGGAGAAGUCCUUGGAGCUGCAUGCCGGUCGGGCUUCCCGACCUGGCUGCGCGCGCCGCGAGUCCGACGUGACCUGGAGAGGCUGUACCGACGAACUGGAUCUCAACUGCGGAAAGUGGCGGUGCGACUUCUCGCGACAGCACGCUGGUCGUUACCGUCUUGCGGCGAUUUCACGCGAGGACGUGGGGCGGCUGAGCCGAGCCCUGGUGGGUGAGCGCCUUUAG
This is a messenger RNA of Phytophthora sojae, 468 nucleotides long. RefSeq lists its product as hypothetical. The transcript has a single exon. The coding region runs from base 1 to 468 and encodes 155 amino acids. The record is from RefSeq and is a predicted model, not a curated record. NCBI's taxonomy places the organism in Eukaryota, Oomycota, Peronosporomycetes, Peronosporales, Peronosporaceae.